CCGGCGCUGCUGGCGGCGCUGGAGCUGGCGGCGCGUGCCAACCUGAGUCGCGCGCCGUCGGCGGCGCUCCGCCAGCACCGUAUCUCAGAGGCGCUCCGGCUCAGCAUGGAGAAGUUCGCCCUGCUCGGCGACCCGGCGUCAGCACCGCAGGCGACCAACGACACGGCCGCCCUGCUGGAGCCGGCGGCGCUAGCCCAGCUGGGCGCGCGCAUCUCGGACCAGAGCCUGGUGCCGCCCGGGCCGCUGCCGGCGCCAGACACGCCAGCCGCCUCCCACAUCUCCGUCAUCGACCCCUACGAGGUCUACGUCAGCCUGGUCAGCGGCGUGGGCGCAUUCUUCGGAUCGAAGUUCCGCUCGACCAGCGGCAUCGUCUUCAACAACGCCAUGUCGGCUUUCUAUGAUCCGGCGCAGGCGUCCACCGGCACGCUGAACCUGCCGCUCUCCGGCCGGCGGCCGCUCACGUCCGUCUCUCCCGCCAUACUGAUGGCGCCAAAGGUAUGCGGCCAGCGGGUGGUUACGGGCGGCAGCGACGCCUCGCUGCUGACGCAGGCUGUGAUCCGGCUGGCGGACCCGCGGGAGAAUCUCACCUCCUCGCUGGAAGCGCCGCGCCUCCACACCAGCCCCGACUCUGUCCAGCUGGGCAUCGAAGAGGAUCGGCCGCUGCAGUUCUCCAGCAGCGUGCUGCGCUCCCUGGAGGCGAUGGGCCACGAGACGCGCGGCGAGGAGAAGCCCUAUCCCAGCUGCAAUGGCAUCACCAAGAACUAUGACCAGCUGAGUUCGCACUCGGACUCGCGCGGCGGGGGAACGGCCGUCAGGUUCUGAGGGCGGGUGACGUCACCCAGCCGUCAGGUUCUGAGGGCGGUGACGUCACUCAGCCAGUCAAGCUGCUACAGGGACUAGCUGAGACCCCAUGCUGAUGCCUUUGCAGUGGCGGCGAGUGAGGCGAAGGCGUUGCCUUUGAUGAAUCUACGUGUUUACUUUCGUACACAUUUUAGGAGUUGUUGGUAGCGACCAGAAAUAGUGCAGUGGCUGAGCAGCUUUGUUUGGUUCAUGUAUUGCAUUUUACGUUUAGUUUCGGUGUUUUUCUUGGAGUUUUCUCUUACCCUGCGAAAUGGAUGCAUGAAUGACAUCGUCGUGCACUCCAUGGCAAUGCUUUUGCAUUUUUUAAACUUAUUUAUUUGUGGUCCGGAACCCAUAAACAAUAAUUCGCACCCACCUGUCAUUUACCUGCGUUGGUUCAUUCACCCUGCGGACAGACGUCUCAGCGGAGCCAACCAAGUGUUUCUCGACAUACCCGACUUUUGAGUCAAGAGCAAUCAAUGAUCCCGUGUGCGCCUGACAAUGUUUUCAGGUCUUCAAAGGCAACUAUUUGCUGAGCAAAGCGUUUGUGUAAUUCAUGCGGGUUUCCAGAGCCACUAUUUAUUUUAGGAUAAUUUUCUGGUGAGGGCGUGUGCUACAAGCGUUCAUGAUUUAAAUACACGGCCGUUGUUGUU
Molecule: messenger RNA, 1493 nt
Organism: Pollicipes pollicipes
Lineage: Eukaryota; Metazoa; Arthropoda; Thecostraca; Pollicipedomorpha; Pollicipedidae
Product: glutathione hydrolase proenzyme
Exons: 5
Coding region: 106-822 (238 amino acids)
Biological process (GO): glutathione catabolic process
Cellular component (GO): plasma membrane
Molecular function (GO): glutathione gamma-glutamate hydrolase
Source: RefSeq, a predicted model, not a curated record